Molecule: messenger RNA, 2370 nt
Organism: Hermetia illucens (black soldier fly)
Lineage: Eukaryota; Metazoa; Arthropoda; Insecta; Diptera; Stratiomyidae
Product: cleft lip and palate transmembrane protein 1-like protein
Exons: 4
Coding region: 135-1793 (552 amino acids)
Cellular component (GO): endomembrane system; membrane
Source: RefSeq, a predicted model, not a curated record
ACAUUCGGAAAGGUUGACGUGUUUUUGUUUUGAUUUUCGUCGGCAUGUUUUAUGGUUGCCAGACAUUUUACAUGUAUUUUUUAACGAUUUUCUAAAUUGUUUAAAGUGCGGUUCGACAAUUAGCCCACGUAAAAAUGUACAUUCCAUCGAUCUCGACGAUCUGCGGAGGACUCUUCCUCGUGUAUAUUGCGCACUCGAUGUGGUCGCUCGCGCAGCUGUUUCGGACGCUCCAGUGCACCGGGACGCCUUGCUAUAAGUCCUACCUGAAGUCGAAUCCUCGCCUGCAACUUGCGAUAUUCACGUCUCCUUCCUACAAUCCUAUAAGCAGCGAAGUGCAGAAAGUGGUGAAUAUACGCAACUUCGACUACCGAACUGAGUAUCACAGGGAACUGGAUGUGGAUGUCCCGCUGAAGACUAGACGGAAUGGCACGCUCUAUAUGCAUGUAGCGCUUGCACUGGACGACACGCCCUUGGACUGGAAGAGCCUCCAACGCGAUGGGCCGACUGUGAUUCAGCGAAUUGCCCUCACGGAGUACAUGGAACCCAAGGCGGCCACGUUCAACUUGCUGGGGGAUCAGCCACCGAAAGCAGCCAAACGUAGUUCCAAUGCCAGAGACAAGAACAACAACAACGUAAAGCCAGUUACCCACCUAAAGCCCAAAGCUCAUGCUGUGAUUCUUACCGAUGACAUCUCCAUCAGUCACGCCGAUCUCCCACCGGAAUUAGCUCCAUUGAUUCGAAUCAACCGAAAAAAUGAGUUUUUACCGAUUAUUCAAAAUGACUUCUUUAAGUCACGUUUGAAUGACUUAAUUGAGGUUACCAAGGACACUACCGAGGCGAAGAUUCAAUUCCAUUAUAGUCCGAUCGGCAUUGGGAAGCUACGUCUGAUGUUGCAAAUUGAGCAUGCUAUGAAAUCGAUGCUGUCCUUGGGCUUCUCUAAAAAGGACAUUGAUGAAGUGAAAGGAAUAUUUUCGGAUACGAACGUUUAUUUGUUGCUGUUAACGGUUUUCGUAGGAAGUGUGCAUAUGCUUUUUGACUUCCUUUCGUUCAAAAAUGACGUUAUCUUCUGGCGGCGCAAAAAUAACUACGCGGGGCUUUCAGUCCGAACGACCUUGUGGCGCGCCUUCAGUCAGGUUGUAAUUUUCCUGUACUUACUUGACGAGAAGACUUCGCUUCUUGUUUUGGUUCCUGCAGGAAUUGGGACAAUGAUCGAGCUGUGGAAAUGCAAAAAGAUUUUGAAAUUGGAAAUAUCCUGGUCAGGAAUCCGAGCUAAAAAAGAGGAUAAUAAAAAAGCGGUCGUCCAGGCCGAAGAAAAAACACAGGAAUUUGAUAAAGAGGCUAUGCGGUACCUUAGCUACUUGCUGUACCCACUAUGCAUUGCAGGAGCGGUGUAUUCGCUCUUGUAUCAGCCGCAUAAGAGUUGGUAUUCGUGGACGCUAAACUCACUAGUGAAUGGGGUCUACGCCUUCGGCUUUCUCUUUAUGCUACCUCAGCUUUUUGUCAACUACAAACUGAAAUCCGUCGCAGCGCUCCCAUGGCGUGCAUUUAUGUACAAAGCGUUCAACACGUUCAUUGAUGAUCUGUUCGCGUUUAUCAUAACGAUGCCUACGGCCCAUAGGGUUGCCUGCUUCCGGGAUGACGUGGUGUUCCUGAUCUACUUGUACCAGCGAUACUUGUACCCAGUUGAUAAGAGUCGCGUCGACAUGGGCGCUUCAUUUGAAGAUGCAACUGAUGAGAAUGCCUCGGAGCGCAAAGGCGCCAAAGCGGCAAUCGAAAGCAAGAAGGAAAAGUGAAUUUGGGGGUUUCAGAUAAUAAUAGGGGCUGCCACAGUUUGAAGAGUGGCUUUUCAUUUUCAUCAAUAUUUCACUGUUUACGGGACAAUAAGUGUUUAUUAUAAAUUUUUACGAAGCUUUGCGAUAUCGAAACAUUGGCAACCGAAUUGUCUGAUGUUCUAAAUUGUCGCACAUUAAUUGUGCUGUAAUAUUCGUCCAAACAUCAGGCGUUCAAGUAAAGUCAUUUCACAAGAUCAAGAUUAAUUCUGCGACGGAGGCUAGUGUAGGCUCCUCACGCUUUUGUUAGAUGUAAUGUACGGACGAGUUUAGAUUGUCUAUGAUUAAUUGUAUUUUUUUUCGGAGUCUAUUACGGAUGAACGGAUGGUAUUUUUGCCUGUUAUAUUUUGCAUAAUUGUGCGACACGUAGUGAAAUUUUGUAUACACAAAAGUUUUAUAUUAAAUCAGUUUAUGUAGGCGAAGAAAUGAAAAUUAUUGUUGCUCGUUUGUAGAGAGAGAAUGGGUCUCUUUAAAAAUCAAUGGAAUUGUAAACAAAUUAUGAAUGUAAUAAAAAGUUUGAUAAGACAAUUUAGAGGGUUAA